AGAAACAAAAAAAAAACAAAACGGACAAUGGUUGGACAAUGGUUGUUUAGUCAAAUUUUAAAAAAUAAUUUAAAAUUGUGAAAAUAAUUUGUGAAAUUUUUAAUUAAUUGCUAAACAAUAACAAAAUUGUGAAUUAUUAAUUACUACAGUAAAAUUAGUGCGUAUUUAGGCGGAUAAAAUGUCUCAUGUAUCAGACAUGAAAGUUCUAUUUUCUAGGUUGCGUUCUAUAAAAAAUGGGCUGCCACCAUUUAAAUAUGGGUCCAGAAGCUUCAGUCAAAACAUUGACAAACCUCCUCAACCAUUGUCAAAAAAAAGUGUUUCACCAUUGCCACCUCUCUCUGAGCCGAUGCUGAAUCUUCCACCAGUAGAAUAUGCCUCCUCCAAAUCAGAAAACUAUGUCACUGAAGUGACUAUACUCAGCAACGGUUUGAGAGUGGCAUCUGAAAAGAAGUUUGGACAAUUUUGUACUGCUGGUGUGGUUGUUGAUUCUGGCCCACGAUAUGAAGUGGCAUACCCAAAUGGUAUCUGCCAUUUCCUUGAAAAGCUAAGUUUUGGUGCAACUCACAAAUUCCCAACCCGCGAUGUAAUGCUCCGCGAGUUAGAAAGACAUGGAGGAAUAUGCGACUGCCAAGGUUCGAGAGAUACCACCGUGUAUGCAACCAGUGCAGAUUCCAGAGGGCUGGAAGCUGUAACUCAGGUGUUAGCAGAAGUGACACUGAGGCCUCAGCUGUCUACGGAGGAAAUUGAGGCGGCUCGCCAGGCAGUCGCGUUUGAACUAGAAACUAUUUCCAUGAGGCCUGAACAAGAGACUAUAUUGAUGGACAUGAUACAUUCUGCUGCUUACAAAGGAAACACGCUCGGUUUGCCAAAAAUUUGCCCCGCAGAGAAUGUGAUGAAAAUAGACAGAGGAAUAAUACUCAACUACUUGAAGAAUCACUACACACCUGACCGGAUGGUUGUGGCAGCUGUUGGGGUAGAGCAUAAACCAUUUGUGGAAUACGUUCAGAAAUAUUUCGUGGACAUGAAGCCCGCCUGGGACCACGACGACAGCGCAGCCUUCACUCCUCUGACUGAUAAAUCCAUAGCGCAAUAUACCGGCGGAUUAGAACAGGAAGAAUGUGAAAUCCCACUUUACCCAGGAUCUGAUUUACCCGAACUAUCGCACGUAGUUAUAGGAUUGGAAAGCUGUUCGCACGGCGACAGUGACUUCGUGGCGACGUGUGUGCUCAACAUGAUGAUGGGCGGCGGCGGCUCGUUCUCGGCGGGCGGGCCCGGCAAGGGCAUGUACACGAGGCUCUACACCAACGUGCUCAACAGGUACCACUGGAUGUUCAACGCGACGGCCUACAACCACGCGUACGGCGACACGGGGUUGUUCUGCGUGCACUCUGCCGCGCCGCCCGCGAGACUGCACGACACUGCGCUCGUCAUCGCGCGCGAGCUCGCCAACAUGGCCGGCAACGUGGGCGAGACUGAGCUCCGGAGAGCAAAGACGCAGCUGCAGUCAAUGCUGCUGAUGAACCUCGAGGCGCGGCCCGUCGUGUUCGAGGACGUCGGCCGACAGGUGCUGGCGACCGGCAAGAGGAAACCGCCGUCUUUCUUUAUUAAGGAAAUUGAAAAGGUCACAGCGGACGACAUAGUCCGGGUAGCGCGUCGCAUGCUCAGCAAGAAGCCGGCCGUGGCGGCGCGCGGCAAGCUGGCGCAGCUGCCGAGCUUCGACGACAUCCACGCCAACAUGAGCCUCGGUGACACCCACGCGCCGCAGGGCCGGCGGCUCAACCUCUUCCGGCUCUAGUGUACUGCAUAGGUUUAUUGUACAGUCCGACAAGGCUCUCUUGGCGAGUGGCCAAAAUUGGAACUAACGCCGCCAUCUUGCGAAGUGUCAUGAUGCCUCCUUGUAUGUGGCGUUGCUAAGUAAAAAACCUAAAUUUAACUGGUUUUUUUUAAAUGUUAGUCAUUCCAUAUACAUAACUUCGCGAUAUAUACUGAUAAUUAAGACAGCAUAAAUGUGUCUUCAUCUUAUAGCUAUAUUAUUAGCACUAGGUAAGUAUUUGAGCAGGUAAACAUGAUAGGUUGCAAGUCCCUGGCCUAUCAAUGGUUUUUAUGAUUCUUUUUCGAUGCACAAACAGGAACGGCUUUCCUAAUUUCUCUUUCAGUUAAAAUUCGAUAAAACCUUACUCGAUUUUCAACAUUGAGAUUUUGCGUGAUUGAGUAACAUUCCCUAAACUUGAGUGAUAUUCCCUAAACUUGAGAAGAUUUUAUUUGCUGGCAGCCUUUGGUCUACAACUGCGCCCCCUUGUCGAUGUCACUCAAGUGCCAAGAGAGCCUUGUCGGACUGUAAUGGUUAUGUUUAUUGCGAGCGAUGGUAUUAAUAAAUUUUAUUUUAGUUCCAA
Maniola jurtina (meadow brown) is the source of this 2393-nucleotide messenger RNA. RefSeq names its product mitochondrial-processing peptidase subunit alpha. The transcript is spliced from 12 exons. Gene Ontology annotation, cellular component: mitochondrion. The record is from RefSeq and is a predicted model, not a curated record. Lineage: Eukaryota; Metazoa; Arthropoda; Insecta; Lepidoptera; Nymphalidae. Gene Ontology annotation, molecular function: metal ion binding. Bases 179 to 1795 code for a protein of 538 amino acids.